UGUAGAUUCCAUUUUGUUGCAAUUCAGACGGAGUCGAGGAGAGAGAGGAUAGAGGAGAGAUAGAGAAGCGGCGUCCCAACGGCCGCUUUUAACAUUUAUCACCACACAAACUUCGACAGAGAGAGACUUGUAGGAAAUAUAGCUCGCUUUGCUGUACGUCCUACACAGUCCAUCCAAAGGGAGAUUAAAAAUCUCCCAUUUUAUUUUGUUUUUUUUCCUCUGUGACGAAGGGCUUCAUCAACCAAACGCCUGAAGAAGUCGGUCUUCGACUUCUUGGAGCAUCGUGUGCCGAGGUUGAAUUGAUGUUCAGCUCGGUGCCACGGCAAAACAACGCUCAUUGGCACAUGAAAACCUUAGACCUUGCUGCUGGACACAGACGUGCAGUGAGAAGUAGACUGAGAACUACUUCGAGGACCUGGGGCCCGAUUGGAGGCGAAAGAUUGAAGAGAGAUCUCUGCUUCAUCAACUUUCUAACAACAAAGAGGUGACACGUAGUGCAGAAGCAUUAUGGGAGGCGGAGAGAGGUACAACAUUCCAGUGUCCCACCCUGAGCGCCCUUUGCCCAAGAAGAACCACCAGCUUGGUCGGGCUAAGCAGAGAAGCCGUGAUCAGAACGGAGCAGCAGCAUCUGCAGGAGGGGUAGGGGGCCUUCACCACCAUGGCCACCGCCGGAGCGACAAAGGCGCAGCCUACCACAGGUCUCCAGAGGCGCGGCAGGCCGUGUCUGCAGAGAAGAAUGCUUCUGUCCGUUUUGCCACCAACUAUGAUCAUAACUGGGAGGGUGCAGUGUCUCACCUCAACACGCUCCUGGCCACCCAGGGAAGUCCAAGCUACGCGGGGCCGAAGUUCAGCGAGCCACCUUCACCUAGCGUGUUGCCCAAACCCCCCAGCCACUGGGUGUCCUUCCCGAUGGGCUCCUGUGACAACAGGGAGAUGAUGGCCUUCCAGCUCAAGAGCCUCCUCAAGGUGCAGGCCUGAGAGGGAUACCCACACUUGAUCGAUAUGAAAUAAGCCAAUGAACUGGGACUCUUCCGAGGGCAUGCACCCACCAGGAACGCCUCAGUGCUGUAAUACUUUUAGCUGUUUUUAGAUUGACCUCUCCGAGCGGAUGCAUUUGCAGCAGUGUUUUGCAGUGAAUGUUUAUUUUUUAAAUUUAAAAGAUAUUACAGCCCUGGAGCCUUGCUGGUCGGUGACGCUUCUAGUGGAGUCAGUUUCUGUGACUAAUGACAAACUGGAUAUCCUUAAUACUUUUGUUUUGUUCUUCUUAUUUUUUAAGUUGGCUGUCAAAGCAGAUUGAGUGUGCUUUCUUUCCACAAACGAGGGAUCUAGUAUAGGUCAGGUAAAUUCCCAACACUUUUACGGUCCAUUUCUGUGGACAGACAUGUCUUUUUAAUUUUUUAAGUCCAAGUCUUUAGAGUCACCUCUGAAGCUUCAGGUGCUAAAGCAAACUCACAUUUGUAGCAUUUGUUGUUGUUUUUUGACUAGGGCCCAACUUCUUUUUUUCUUAUAUGUAAUUGCGUUCCUUGUUUGGCAAAGAAAGGACACUCGACUGCAAUUCUGCAGGGAAAAUGCUAUCUUACUGGAGGUAAUAAGCUGUAGUGAGUAAGUACAGGUCAUAAGUAUAACCUCAAACUGAAGGGUAAUAAGAGACCAUGGCACACGGGCCUUGGGCUGUCAACUCCUGUACCUUUUUUAUUGCGCUGUGCGCACAUGCACUAUAGGAGUUGAGCUGGUCCAAGGCCCACAACACUCUAUCAUAGCAUUAUUUUGUACAAGUCCUUUUUUGUUGUGGUUGAAUGAUGUAUGAAGUGCUGUGUGUAACCAAAGCAAUGUUUUUGCUGUAUUUCUUUUAUUUUUUUUUAGUGGACAUCCUCUGUGUGGUUGGCAUUACUGCCACUGCCACUUUAACCUUGCCAGCCCAGAGUGGCGAACGGGGUAAGAGUCCUCUGGGUCACUUCCAACUGUUCAUCUGUUCCAAUCAGUACUGUUAUUGCUCCUCAGCCUCGGCCUGUUCAGGGCAGUGCUGCAGCUUCAACAUGCGGAAGAGGGCCGGGGCGUACACGUGGGACUGUGUUUUGGUUUCACUCACAUGACUUGGUCCUGUUGACUGCACGCAUUUGUAAGCAAGGUAAGGCAGAGCUGAGGAAGGUUUCUGAAGCGAAGUGACCCGAGGGGACUCGACACAUGGCGGGAGGCCGGUGUUUAUGUUUACAAAACAGGUCUCAGCUGACGACCAUCCUAUAAUCAACAGACACCCUCCGCCUCGUGCCUCUCGUUUGCCCUCUUGCACUGCAAUCAAAAGUUUUUGAAUAAGUUACAGGUCUGGAUGCUAGUGAAACGAUGGAGGCGUAAUUGACUAUCUCCCUAUGGAUUCUCUAUUUUUGUGAUUCAAUCCUCUAUUGAGGCUCUCUCUUUGCUUUCCCUUUGCAGAAUUGGAGCUGUUUAUGGCCAGCCUAAAGAAAAAAAACCAACAAAACAAAGUAUGAGAGCUUGUUAGUGUGUUCAAGAGCCAUGUAAAUAAUGAAAUGUAUAAAGUACUUGUAGCAUAUGUACAUUUACAGGCUGAGUUUAAAGCCUGUCUGACAAAAGUAUUUUUAGUAAUAACACUGAAUGUAUAAGACAUGCUAAGGACAUGUCUUGACUUCAAUGUCUUGACUUCAAUACUGAAGAAUAUUUUUGUUAAAAAAAAAAAUCUGCCUAAAGCAUUUGCCAGUACCCCUGCACUGUUAUCUUUCCAGAGAUCUUGCACAUGUUUUUUAUUGUUUUGUAUUAUGCAGUGUAGGGUGAAAGAUGCUAAAUGCAAAUUUUAAGUAAAAAAAAAUGAUACAAACACAACAAAUUUAUGAAUUGGACCCUCGAGGAGACUUGCUCAUGUAUGGAUUUGAGUUCCGAAUGUGCUUACUGUGGGUAAGCGUGACGCUCUUUUAAUCUUGAGUUUGACCUGUUUGUGCCUAAGUUGAAAUCCAUGCUGAAACCGACCCGAGUUUCAUCAGGUGGCGACGCCACAAAUCGACCAAAUGUUCUCAUCAGAACCGCCUUCACUCCUCGGCUGUUCUUCCGCCAGCCGACGACUGAACCCGGUUCCACGCUGUGUUAAAUACUACCUUCUAUCGGUUGUUAACGUUCAACUUUUUUGUUUCUUCCGUUCCCUGAUUGAGUCAUGCAUGGUGAAGUCUCCUUACUCUAAAUUUGAAACAUGUCAUGAAUUGGCUUCUAAUUUGUUCCCCCUGAUUUAAAAAAUGUCACUGAUGAUGGAAAAAAGGCCCUGUUUUAAAAAAAAAUUGGUAUCAAUUGGUGUUUUUAAAAAAAGAAAAUGUUGAAGAAUGCACUCUGUGAAUUGAUGACAAAAUUUUUACAAAAAAAGAAAUAAAUCCCUUCCCCUCCCCCCUA
This is a messenger RNA of Larimichthys crocea (large yellow croaker), 3390 nucleotides long. It is a transcript of the gene pnrc2, whose product is annotated as proline-rich nuclear receptor coactivator 2. The record is from RefSeq and is a predicted model, not a curated record. Bases 508 to 978 code for a protein of 156 amino acids. The transcript has 3 exons. NCBI's taxonomy places the organism in Eukaryota, Metazoa, Chordata, Actinopteri, Sciaenidae.